Durusdinium trenchii is the source of this 2268-nucleotide messenger RNA. Lineage: Eukaryota; Dinophyceae; Suessiales; Symbiodiniaceae. The record is from the annotation of a GenBank genome assembly.
GCACAGCUCAGAUCCUGUCCAACGACCCCCCGCCGUCCGACGAGUCCCGAGUCCGCGACGCGUGCACCGCCAUGGCGAGUCCGGGGUCGGGCUCGGACGUGAGCUCUGUGUGGAUCGCGGUGCAAAGUAUUGGCGGGCGCACGGUGUGGUCGUCCUCGGUGCCCACAGACCUCACAGUCCUACAAGUGAAGCAGAAGAUCUACGAAGAUCUCCAGGCGAAUAAGCCCUUCCAACAAGAACUGGUGCUGGACUCCGUGAAACUACAAGACCAUCAGACUUUACAAGAGUUGUUGACCGACAUCGAAGGCCCCGAAGGCAAGUCCUUCACCUUCAACCUGGUGGUCUUGCCGAUCGAUCCACAGUGGUCUCCGCAGCUGCUGCGCGCCGCGGGCGAUGGGAGCUUGGAAAUGACCCGGAGCUGCUUGCACAAGGGCGCCGACGUGGAAAGCACCGAUGCCUAUGGCAACACCGCUUUGUGCUUGGCCGCCUCCAACGGACAAACGUCCAUCGUGACGCUGCUCUACGACGCCAGGGCGGAUCUCAACCAAGCCUCUGCCGAUGGGUGUACGCCUUUGCACCAUGCCACCUACUAUGGUUGUCACGCGAUCGUGGAGUUCUUGUGUGAGAAGCGUGUAGAUCUGCAACGUCGCAACCGCAACGGUGCCACUCCUUUGAUGCACGCGGCACAGCAGAACGAUCUGCACAGCGUACAGCACUUGGGUUCCCUCCUCGACGAUCCGCUGGCCAUCAACGCCAAACGUGGUGACGGUGCUACGGCGCUGAAUCUGGCAGCGGCGCUGGGACAUGUGGAAGUUGUAGAGUCCUUGUGCGACCUACGAGCAGACCCCAACGCCUGCGCAAACCAUAUGGUCACACCGCUGCUGCUCGCGGCACGCGAGGGGCACUUGGCCGUGGUGCAGCUGCUCGUGGAGCACCGUGCCGAGUUGGAGUGCCAAGCAGCGACCGGUGCAACAGCACUGAGCAUUGCUUCUAGGAUGGGACACUCGGAGGUGGUCCAUGGGCUUCUGCAGGCCAAGGCGGAGAUUGGCCAAGCACUUUCCGUGGCCGCUCAGGCGGGCCACUUGCCGAUCGUCGAACUCCUCUGUGAACAUCACUGCGACCCGAAUGUGGCUGGUCGCCACGGCAAGGUGGCGUUGGACCUGGCGCUGCAGCAACGGCAUUUGCCGAUCUUUAGCUUGCUGGCCUCCUAUGGUGCGAUGGCCACGGAAGACACCAAGGAUAUGGAUCUACUGCAGAGCUGCGCACGGGGGCAUGUGGAGAGUAUCAGUCUGCUGUGUGACGCGAAAGCUGAUGUGAAUAUCAGUGAUCAAGAUGGUAUGACACCCCUCAGCUACUGCGCUCAAGAGGGUCUCCUCGGCCCAGCCCAGCGAUUGCUCCACGCCCGGGCGUAUCCUGAUGGUCUCGACGGUCUCAGCGGGCGGCGCCACGUGGACGGCGCGACGGCGCUGUGUUUGGCGGUGCAUGAAGGGCACAAAGAGCUGGUGUCCUUGUUGCUGCAAGCAGACGCGGAUGAAAACUGUUGCAUGGGCGACGGGAUAACACCACUUCAUUUGGCAUGUCGUGAAGGGCAUGAGGAGGUGGUUCAACUCCUGUUGGAGCACCGCGCAGAUGUCCACCGGCCGAUGGCCAACGGCCUCACCCCGCUGGGCGCCUGCGCGCUGUGCAACCAGGUCGCCGUGGCCGAGCUCCUGGUGGAGCACGGCGCGGACUCGUUCGAGCCAAGUGGAGAGAGUGCACGUAGGUUUGGGCACGAGGAGAAGCAGCAUCGAAUGCGUAGUGGUGCUCACUCUAUCCGUUCCCCUGGCUGAGACUUGUAGACGCCAGUCUGGGGGGGGGCACGCAAGUAUGUGCUCCUAACUAUGUGGCUUUAUUUAAGCAGAUUGUAUUUCAGUGAGACACUGGAGAGACAGCUCAGAGCUGUUGGUGUAUGACCGAAACAGCUUGUGAGAGGCAAGCCUCUGAAAGCUUUCCUCCGCGGGAGGCAAGACUGUUACGCUGCUGAAUCGACAUGAUGCCUUCUCAUUUGUCAGGAAAAAAACAAAAACGAUUCAGGUGCUGUUCGUCCGUGUGAAUCACAGAUGGAGCACCAUGCUAUCCCAAGAUGGCCCGCGAUUGCACGAUGCAUCACAAUUCAGUGUGAAUCUAGCCUAUGCUGACUUCUCAAAGAUGCAGACGGUUGAACGUCUACACAAGUGGCACCGAUGCGAUUCUUCAUCUCACAUAGAAGCAUUUGUGCCCAAAUCUUUC